Brassica rapa (field mustard) is the source of this 3893-nucleotide messenger RNA. RefSeq names its product putative F-box protein At1g50870. Gene Ontology annotation, molecular function: protein binding. The record is from RefSeq and is a predicted model, not a curated record. NCBI's taxonomy places the organism in Eukaryota, Viridiplantae, Streptophyta, Magnoliopsida, Brassicales, Brassicaceae.
AGGAAGAAAAAUAGGUCCAACUGGAAGGAUUAACUAUCAGUUAAAUGAUGCUACUGUUACCAGUGAGUUUAUAUAUGUUGCGGUAGAUGAUAAAGAGGUUCAUAUUCUCUACUAUGAUCCAAAGAAAAACAACACCAGAAGUUUCAAGUUUGAAGGAAGUAUGUACUAGGAAUUUGAAGGAUUUGGCGGAGGAGCUUGUCAGUUCAAUAUUGGAUGCUCACCAAAUCUCAAAGGACUUGCUUACCGAAAAUCUUCUUGGACGUUUGCACGAUGUCUCCCGAAUCACAUUGAAAAUCUCAUCUCUCUAAAGAACAUCACGUGCUCAAAAUUGGUCUGAUUUUCUCUUCUUUGUUUUUUUUUGCCGGUCUGCUUUUAUCAUAUGUUAUAUCGCUUUUGCAUUGGUUGUUACUUUAAAUGAAAACUAAGAUAUGAUGACUUUCUAGGAAAACGAUAUUCGUUUUGAGUUCCUAUUUGAGUCAUGAUUAUAAUUUAACUACUGAAAUAAAAACGAUUUUGCUUGCUUUUGUAAACCUCAGUUAACCACAAAAAAAACAUAAUAGCGAUCAAUUAAGAUGAGUGAAAUCCUCCAUAAAUUACUUAGGACUGUUUAUAGAGUUUACAAAACGAUAAAACCCGUUUUGAUAAUAUAUUAGCCAAGUAAAUUAAGUCCUUGCAAGGAUAUUUAUGUGGAUCAACUAAGCUAGAGUGGUUGAUUGAGCUUUGCACCUGCCGACAUGGAAUCUGCAACUCCACCAGGAGUUGUCUUCAUUUCAGGACUGUUUCUGAGUUCUGCUCCAACUACGGCCUCCACAUCAUCACUUGUCUCUGGGAAGCUUCUCCGUCCCAUCCUACACACAACACCCCCCCCCCCCCCCCCCCCCCAACAAUAUCCAUAUAUAUAUGCACCAAUUUAGACUUCUAUAGAAUCUAUUACACACCAACAAAAAAAUCACUUGUCAUGCUUUAUGGACUUCUUAUUCAAAAUUAUUGUGAUGAAACGAUUGAAUCAUGUUUCUUAAUAAUGUAAAGUGAUUCAUGGGCCAUAGCAAAAGAUACUUGUACAACGACCAAAACCAAAAAUCUCUAUGUAUCUCAUGUUUCUUAUGCUGUAAAAUGUAUUGGUAUGCUAGUCUCUGAUCAGCUGAAUCUAUGAAUCGUCGUCAUCUUCCUUUCCCAAAUGACCAAAUCUUUUCCCUGAAAGGACAAAACAAUUAUCAAAGAAGCAAGGCAGCAAGCUAUUUAAUGGGCCAAUUAAAAUUCUAGCAAACUCAAUUAUAGUUGGGCCUAAGACAAAUUAUUAUUUAAUGUAAAAAUAAUUUAAUUAUUAUCUUUCGUCUAUAUUAAAAAAACAAACUAAUCUAAUCUAUUAAAUUAAAAUUCCAUUUUUAUCUACUUGAUAAAAUGUCGUUAUUUAAUUUUUAAAUUAUCCUACUAAAAUGGAGCUAUAUCACAUAUCACAACAAUAAUAAUAACAAUAUGACUACUCUAAUCAACUAAAACAUCACAACGAAAACAAAUCAAUUAAAUUACAUGUAAAAAUUGACAGUAAUUAAAAUUUUAAAUUAUACACAAUCAACAUUUAAAUUUUAUCUAAUUUAGUCAAACCAUUAUAUAUUAACAAGAUGAGAAAUUGUUUCUAUUAAUUUUUAAAUCAAUUUUAACAUAUGAUAACAAUAUGCCAUCAAUUUUUUUUGAUUUGGUAAAAUCUACAACUGUUAUAUUUUUCUGCUGUUUAACUUUUUUUUUUUUAGAUUUUCAUUUACAAACAUUUAAAUUUUAUUUUGUAAUAAAAUGUUGACAAAAAAAAAAGAAUAUAACUUUAGAUUAUUUAUAUGUGGAUAUGUAUGUAUGUUGAAACACUCAAGUUGGAAUCUUACAUUAUUAAUUUUAUCAAUCUGGUGUCAAGAUAUAUUUCCAAAUAUUAUUAGAAAACAUAAUCCAUCUACUUUUUAUGCUAACUUUUUUUAUGAAGAAAUCUCUUUAUAUAGCUAUCAUAUAUAUUUGCUAAACUAACUCAAAAUUAAAUUAAACAAGAUAAUAAUAAUAAUUGUAUGAAAACUUUUAAUUGGAUAUUAUAUUUAUAUGUCCCAUGCCUCUUUUCUUCAGAAUAUAUAGAGGUAUUCUGUAUUCAACACCAUAUAUUGUAUAGAAAUGAGCAUAUAGAACCCAAAAAAAGGAGAGAGAAAAAAAGAGGGGUUUCGAAACGAGCAACAAUGCAAGUGGGAGAAGAAGAAGAAGAGAAGACAAUUGAGAUUCAUAAAGUCACGAAAUCUCUAAACUAUGACCCAAUUCCUCUUGAUCUAACGAGAGAGAUACUUUUGAGAUUGCCUGCUAAAUCUUUAGUAAGGUUCCGUUGCGCCUCAAAGCUAUGGUCAUCCCUCACAACCGAACCAUAUUUCAUGAAGUCAUUCACUACUCGCUUUUUAUCUCGGCCUCGUCUUCUUCUCAGCUUCAAAAAAUGCGCUACUACGUUAUUCAUCUCAUUGCCACAACAUGAGAUUCCUGAUGGUAAGUGUUUAACUCAUGAUGAUGUGAGCAAUAACCAAAUCAAGCUCUCCAAAAACUGUGGAUGCAAGAGAAAUUUUGAGUCUGUGUAUGGCUUAGUAUCUUUCAGUGUUUAUACUAACUAUGUUCAAGUUUGGAAUCCUUCUAUGAGUCUACAUUUAAUCAUAUCCAAACCCGAAAAGUCGAGACAUGGACCAUGCUAUUUAGGAUAUGAUCCUUUUGGAGAUACAUAUAAAUUGUUGUGGAUCGAAUAUAGAGAUGAUUAUGGGCCUUGGGUUUUAACAUUGGGGGAUAAAGAAUCAUGGAGAAUGACUAAAGUGAGUACUUCGAUGUGUGGCUUAACGACUAGUUGGAAAUGCAUCAGUGGAGUUAUAUAUUAUGAAGUGAUUAGUAUACCUAGUAACAGCAACGGAUCAAAGAAUAUGGAAAGAACCAUGAUGAGUUUUAAUGUGAGGUUUGAAACGUUUAAGCCAAUUAAAUUUCCAUGUUGUGUGGAUAAUACACAGCUGGGGACACAUUAUCUACUUAGUUACAAUGGAAGAUUAGCCUUGGUUUGCUCAUUAGAUACAAAAUUAUGGGUUCUUGAAAAUGAAAAGGAAGAAAAAUGGCUGUGUAAUAUUGACUUGAAUUUACCUACUCAAAGAACGGAUCCUACUGGAAAGAUUAACUAUCAAUUAAAUGAUGCUACUGUUACAGGUGAGUUUAUAUAUGUAGGGAAAGAUGAUGAAGAGGUUCAUAUUCUCUACUAUGAUCCAAAGAAAAACAGCACCAGAAGAAUCAAAUUUGAAGGACACAUGUACAAAGAAUUUAAAAGAUUUGGCUGAGGAGGUUUGAACUAAGUUCAAUAUUACAUGCUCACCAAAUCUCACUGGACUUGCAUACCCAAAAUCUUGGAUGUAUGCACUGCUGUCAUCGGAAUCACAUUGAAAAUCUUAUAUUUCUAAAGAACAUCACGUGCUCAAAAUUGGUCUGAUUUUCUCUUCUUUUUUUUCGGUCGGAUUUUAUCAUGUUAUAUCGCCUUUGUUGUAACUUUUGUCUGUCAUAGUAUGAAUAAGACAUUGACAAAAAAAUAUUAUGAAUAAGACAUUAAAGUCUCCAUAAUAUUUCUAAUGAACUAUAUAUUGAUGUACUGUUUGCAUGGUUGUUAUUUUUAAAUGAAAACUAAGAUAUGAUGACUUUUUAAGAAAACGUUAUUCGUUUUGAGCUCUUAUUUGAGUCAUGAUUAUAGUUUAACUACUGACAUAAAAAACAAAAUUUUGCUUGCUUUUGUAAACCUUAAUUAACCACACAAAAAAAAAACAUAAUAGCAAUCACGGUAAGUGAAAUCCUACAUAAAUUAAUAGAGUUUUACAAAAUGAUAAAACCCGUUUUGAUAAUAUAUUAGCCAA